Lampris incognitus (smalleye Pacific opah) is the source of this 1824-nucleotide messenger RNA. RefSeq names its product ribosomal L24 domain containing 1 (gene rsl24d1). Gene Ontology annotation, cellular component: nucleolus. The coding region runs from base 50 to 544 and encodes 164 amino acids. Gene Ontology annotation, biological process: ribosomal large subunit biogenesis. The transcript has 6 exons. The record is from RefSeq and is a predicted model, not a curated record. Lineage: Eukaryota; Metazoa; Chordata; Actinopteri; Lampriformes; Lampridae.
GAGCUGCGCCCCUGUUUUCGCCUGCCAGGCUGAUCCACGGGUCGCGAAAAUGCGCGUGGAAAAGUGCUAUUUCUGCUCGGGACCGGUGUAUCCCGGCCACGGGAUGAUGUUCGUGAGGAACGACUGUAAGGUUUUUAGGUUCUGCAAAUCCAAGUGCCAUAAGAACUUCAAGAAGAAGCGUAAUCCAAGAAAAACCAGAUGGACAAAAGCAUUCAGAAAAGCAUCAGGAAAGGAGCUGACAGUGGAUAACUCUUUGGAGUUUGAGAAACGCAGAAAUAUCCCUGUUAAAUACCAGAGGGAGCUGUGGGGCAAGACCGUGGUUGCUAUGAAGAAGGUGGAAGAAAUUAAACAGAAACGACAGGCAAGAUUUAUCAUGAACAGAUUGAAGAAGGGCAAACAACUAGAGAAAGAAGAGGUCAUCAACGAAGUGAAGAAAAAUAUUCACCUCAUCAAAGCACCACAUGCUGGCAAAGCCAAACAAAUGGAAGAAAAAAUGGUGCAGGAGUUGCAAAAGGAUGUGGACAUGGAGGAUGAUGACCUUUAAAUCUCAUACCCAAUACUUUUUUUUGUUUUUGUUUAUAUAUACAUUUUUGUUUCAUGGAAGUCAAGAACACGCUGACCUUGUACACAUUCCAGCAAUGGGUGGUGAUGCUUGCUCUGGAAUACACACUUUGUAGAACACUUCCCCCCCCCCCCCCCAAAAAAUAUUGUACCACAAACUGAUGUUUUAGCCCCUCAGUUUUGGGCUGUGAAUUCUCCAUUAGCAGCAACAGUUGGCUUCCAUGACUCUUAAUGAAUAAAAAUGUAGUAUGUAAUAUAGAAACUUUCAGCAUUUGAGAGAAAUUUCUGUAAAUAUUCCAUCUUUGCCAUUUUAUUCUGCUUUGGUUGAGAUCAUUAUUUAGCUCGAGUUGCAGACUGAUACAAAAAUAGCAAAAUUUAACCUGUUUUAAAACAAAAAAUAAAUGCUUUCCAUAAUGGGGUUUUUUAAGUGCUUAUUUAGUUGAGUGCUUAAGACACAUUUGAGUGUUACCAAGUCUACUUGGUAUGCAUGUAGGGAAUGUGAAUAUAUUAACAGCUGUGAUUGAUUAUUGGUGUGGGACAAGAAUUUAAUUAACCAUAACCUUGUUGGGACAUUAACACCACUGACUAGCUGUCACUGUGUAAAUUAGGUUUGGUGCACAAAAAGAUGUCAAAUCUUCAAUCCGCUUUUGAAACGCACAGCAUCACCUACCGACGGAGUCAACAAAUCUUUUUUCAUUGGGUUGUGAUAAUAGCAUUUGGACCAGACUAGCUGAUGGGAUUAGAUGGGCCAUCAGACACUUAAUGUAAGUGGAGGGCUUUGUUUAAUCGCAUAGCAACAAUGUGUAUAGAAAGUACAGAUUGUAGGUAUACGCUGGGUAUACAGGGUUACAUGCAUAGUUUUAGUCACAAAACCACCUGACGCAAGACAACACAUAAUUUUGAUGGUUUAUGUGAAGUAUCCAGAAUUUAUAUUGUUACAUUGUAAAAUAAUACAAAAUUGUUCUAUAUGUAAACUUAGAAUUAUGGAAAUAAAGUUUUGCCAUCAAGAUAUUAAUUGGAUAGUGUUGCUAAGAAUCAAUAAAGUAGAAAAAUAUUUGUCCUUUUGGUGAAUGAAGAGGUUACAGGUAAAUCUUCAGGCCCUGGCAUUUCUCUAAAUAUGAAAUGGAUUAAAGAUUCAGCCUAUCAGUCAGUGGGACGUUGGAUUUGUAGCCAUUUAACAUCAUCACAUUGAUUAACUGUCUAAAAUGACGAUCAAAUACCUUAUAAAUAUUGAUUUCAUGGAAAAUGGUAGAAUUGUGUUUU